GUAAACAUUUGAUAAAGGGGCGGACCACAAAAUACCGACCUGCGUUCUGAUUGGCCAGAAGACUGUGUCGUCAGAUUUUCCGGAAGUCUUCUGUUGCAAGAGGAGGAUUUGUUUUCUGCCUCUCAUUCUUGACAGCUCACCUGCCGCUGUGCUGUAGAGAAAAGUUAAAGACGCAAAUUAGAUAUCAAAGACGGCGUUUCGACAUCACAUCUCCAGACUGGGAUGGUAUCAUGGAGGGAGACGAUCAUCAAAAUGGAGCAGCAGAAGGAGUUAAGAUUUCUKUUAACUCAGAGAGUGAUCCAACUGCUGAUGCCCUGUUGGGGAAUCACCUGCUUCCUGAUAUAGAGGGGAAAAGCAACUGUUCUACAGCGGACAGAAACCAAACCACACAUUUGCACCUGUCAGAUGUCACAGCAGAGGACCCAGGUCGAGAUGAAGACCGUUCUCAUCUUGAGACAAAGUUAGAGACUGAGGAGACAAGAGACUCGGAGUGUCAGAGGGACGUGUCCAGCCACCCGGUCGACAGAGACGCUGAGAGCGAUGCUGUCGACAAUGACCAGAGCGACUCUGGGGAUUUUGUUGUUACAAUGCUGGCCAAGGCAAAGUUGGAGGAACAAGGUAUAGGUGUGAAGGGGCGAUCAUCUCCUUUGUUGGAAGCUGGAAUCGAAGACUCCCCUUCAUUCAAGUCUCAUCGUGAUGAGGACGUUACAGCCGACAGCUGGCGGCAGCACAGGAAGCACAUUUUUGUGCUGAGUGAAGCCGGCAAGCCCAUUUAUUCUCGAUACGGCAGCGAGGAGGCUCUUUCAUCUACAAUGGGAGUCAUGAUGGCUCUGGUGUCGUUUGUCCAAAGCGGAGAUAACGUCAUCCGCUCAGUGUAUUCAGAGGAGCACACUGUGGUGUUCCUGCAGAAAGGGCCGCUGGUGUUGGUGUGUGUCUCCAGCAGUCGUCAGCCUGAGCAGCAGCUGCGUGGAGAGCUCCUCUAUGUGUAUUAUCAGAUUAUCAGUAUGCUCACCCAGGCCAGCAUAUCCCGCAUCUUCGAGCACAAGAAAAACUACGACCUGAGAAGACUCCUGGCAGGCUCGGAGAAGAUCCUGGACGGUCUCCUCGACCUGCUGGAUUCCGACCCCAGCUUUCUGCUGGCAGCGGUGCAUUGCUUGCCUCUAGCUUCCUCUCUCAGGGACUCCCUCAGCCAGGUCCUACAGAAAGCGAUCACGCCCAAUCUGGUUUUCUCCAUCCUCAUCGCCAAGAACCAGCUGCUAACCAUCGUCCAAGAGAAGACCGUCAUCGAGGACUCGAGGCUGGAACCAGCAGACGUUCACCUCCUGCUCAACCUCAUCGGAGCCUCCUCGGCCUUCCAGGCCGGGGAGAUCUGGACUCCCAUCUGCCUCCCUCUCUUCAAUCCCGACUGUUAUUUUUAUGCGUACAUUUCUUACCUGGAUCCUCCAGAGUGCACCGUCUGUCUGCUGCUGCUCUCGACCGACAAGGAGGCUUUCUACGCCGUAGCCGAGUGCAAGAGGAAGAUCGAGGAGGCCAUGGCGGCCCAGAACUCGCUGAGCCUCAUCGCCAAAGCUCAGCUGUACAGCGUGAGCCAGGUCGGCGUCUCGGACCUCAGGCACUUCAUGUACAAGCCCUUCGACGUUCCAGACAACUACCGCCAGCUCACUCAGUUCACCAGUCCAGAGAUGGAAGCUCCAUACAGCAGCGAAGAGGAGAAAAUGCGACUCUUGGAUCUUUACCGCUACAUGCACAGCCGAAUUCACAGCACCUCACGACCCCUGAAGCUAAUCUACCAUGUUGCUGAGAGGGAAACUCUGUUGGCGUGGGUGACCAGUAAAUUUGAGUUGUACACCUGCUUCAGCCCUCUGGUGACAAAAACCUGCGCCAUUACUGCCAUCACUAAGCUUCUUAGAUGGAUUAAAAAGGAGGAAGAUCGUCUCUUCAUCAGAUACCCACCCAAGUAUUCGACUACUCCAAACCCCAGCAAGAGUUCAAAAAGCAGCAAAUCGGAGCAGCAAGACUCCACAGAUAAUGGCUAUUUAUCUCUUCUAUAGGACUUCCUUUGAGCUGCUGUACAUCUGCCUCAUUUAAGAAGAAUCCGAACACUGCUUCACAGAUAUUUUUCUACCUUUGUUGUGAAAUUGAUCAGACUUGACUACUAGAUUUAAACACUACAUUUUACACUACUUUAGGAGUGAAAUGAAAGCAUGUUGUUGCUUCGCUGCUUUCAUACAAAACAAGUCAGGGUGAAGCAGCAUUAGUGCAUUUUAAGUUGAGCUGUGGUAGAACUUAAUUCAAAUAUUUAAUUGUUUUUAUAUGUUUUACUACAGCAAAGAGAGAUUUGUUUCUCCUCCUGGACAGUGAAUGUAUCACUCAGAUGAUAGUUCAUUAAUAUAAUACAUGUAUAAAUUAGCUAUUUCUUGUGGAAAUGAGUAUAAUGAAGACAAAAAAAGUUAAAUUACAUUUUUCUUUUCAGAAUGGAUCCCAAGUUCUGGGAUAUUUGCAUAUAGUGUUUUGUAUUUGAGGUCAUCCUAAACUGGAAUAACAAAAAACUAGAACUGCCAGAGGGUUGAAUAUUUAUUUAAAAAUAUAUAUUGUUCAUCCUUGCAAAUUAAUUUGAAAGCAUCAUUUUAUGUAUAGUUUUUUAUUUCAGCUCAGAUAGGAAGGUUGCAAAUGUUACAUUUUCUGCAGAUAAUAAGGUCACCAUACAUAAUGAGUCCCGUUUAAAGUUUUUGAGGGAAGAAGUCAAAUUUGAUCAUCGGUAAUACUACAAAAUGUCGUCACAGCUCAUGACGUGUCGAUCAUCUCACACCUUAUUGAGGGGAGUUCAGGUAUUUUACUGUUUCUGAAUGAUAGGUUUUUUUUGAAUUACCUAUAAAUGGUAGCCUCGUGGGGUCUUCUGAAGAAUUUUCUGUUGAUUCAAGUCUUAACAGCGUGUCUGUAGUACCAUUAAAAUAAAGUCCAGGUUGCACAAAUCUAAUUUUAAAUUGUGUAAAUAUACUGAACUCUGUUUUUCCUUUAUUACUAACAGAGCUAAUAGACUUUUAAACAACAGCAUGGCAACAAAAACUAAAAUCUGGACAUUGUCAUUUGAAGCAUUUGUCAGAGGCUAAAGCAGACAUGAAAAUUAUUGCAUCAAUAAAAUACGUCUUAAACUA
This is a messenger RNA of Austrofundulus limnaeus, 3155 nucleotides long. RefSeq names its product MON1 secretory trafficking family member Bb (gene mon1bb). The transcript is spliced from 6 exons. The record is from RefSeq and is a predicted model, not a curated record. Lineage: Eukaryota; Metazoa; Chordata; Actinopteri; Cyprinodontiformes; Rivulidae. Gene Ontology annotation, cellular component: Mon1-Ccz1 complex. The coding region runs from base 231 to 2051 and encodes 606 amino acids. Gene Ontology annotation, biological process: protein targeting to vacuole; vesicle-mediated transport.